AUGCCGGUCGUAGAAGAGCUUAACAACGAUAAUACUUCUAAACUACGUUCCCCUUCACCUACACCUUCUGAGACUCACUAUCAUUACCACUCAGUAGCGGUUCCUGUCCUUCACCAAGACAAAAUGUCUUCGGUCGGCAGAACAAUGUAUGCCGAGUCCGCUAUCUCACCAAGGGCACAUGAUCGCUUUUUUGAGGAUCGGAUGCGUAGGUACGGAGGUCAGGAGUACAUGCUAUCUCCAUCUCGGUCCGGUCCUAUAACUACAUAUCGUUAUAGAGAAGAAGGUGUACCGAGAUAUCGCCAGGUUGCCAAGUACUGUCCUCCAAAUGGCCGACGUUCAACAGGCGAUCUUGACCAUUUUCACGACUAUGACGACGAGUCAUUCCAUGCAGACCGCGAGCGAGAAAGAGAAUAUGAACGGGAGAAGCUUGCAUUAGCUCGGAGAGAUCAUUUUCACAGAGGAGGAAGACAUGAACACAUCUACGAAAAGGAUACCCUCGUCCUCGCACGGCCUCCUUCCCCUCCUCCUCCCAGGAUUAUCGAGCGGGAUACAAUCAUACUCGCUCCUCCAGCUCCAGCUCCACAGCCAGCUCCAGAGGUCGAUUAUGGCCGACAGAGGAAUCACCGUCAGAGGUACUACUACCACCAUCAUAGAAGUCAUCAUCGUUCCAAUAGUAUGUCAUCAGGAUCCAGCCGCUCUAGUAGACGCCACGCAAGGUUGGAAGCCGAACUACGAGAUGAGAGGGAACGUAACCUCGAAAUUCAGAUUCAGAGAGAACGAGAUAGGCGCUUUAGCCUCUCAGCCGGUGGUGGAAGCUUCGAUACGAGGGUUUCUGGCCCGCAUGUUGGUGACCUCGCCAUAGCUUAUCAAGGAAGACGUCAAUCCCGUUCUCCAUCCCCACGCCCACACCGCCUGGGUCUUGUCGCCGUUGGCAGACGUCAUAGCAGCAAUAGUGUCUUUUCUGAUGAAAGCCACCAUCAUGGCCGCAAGGCUGUGGCCGCUCUUGGGGCUACUGCCCUUGGCGCGGCUGCUCUUCACCACCACCACAGGAAGAACUCAAGGUCAAGAUCCAGAUCAAGAAGUAGCUCUAGAUCCUCUUCUCGACAUCGAUCAAGAUCCCGACUCGGAAAGGCUGCGGCUGGUGCUGCUGCUGCGGGUUAUAUGAUCCAUGAACACAACAAGCAUAAGCGGGAACGAGAGCGGGGUAGAACCAGGUCACGUUCCCACAGCAGGCUUCGUAAGGCGGCCGCAGCUACUGGUCUUGGCGCUGUAGCCGUUCACGAAAUCCGGAAACACAGAAGACAUUCUCAAGGAUAUGACUCUAGCUCAUCGUCUUCUAGGUCUCGGUCCCGAAGCGGUUCUCGAUCCCACUCCCGAGCUAAGAAAGCUGCCCUUGCUGCUGCAGCUAUCGGUGUCACUGCCGCCGCUAUCCAUCACCAUCGAAAGAACAGUGGGCCUGAGAAGACAGUUACCACUAUCGAACAUUACAGUUCCUCGGAUGGCAGCGAUACUGGAGGUGUUGGACGAAGACGACGCCGGAGAUCUCACUCUGCAAGAAAUGCAGCCGCUCUUGCUGCUGCAGCCGGCCUUGCCCACCAUGGGCUUAAGAAGCGACGUGAAUCCAGGUCUCGUUCUAGGUCUCGCAGCAGCUCUUCCUCGCGCUCUUCAGCCAAGUCCGGGAAGAAGAGCCACAAGCUCAGGAAUGCCGCCUUAGCAGCCGGAGUAGCUGGUCUUGCCAUUCACGAAAAACGCAAACACGACCGUGAAAAGGGAAAGCGCGAAUCCUCUGCUGAUAGCGCUGGCUCCGACCGCAGCAGAUCGAGAUCAAGAGCUCGAAGGUUAGCAGCGGCCGCUGGGCUUGGCGGUGUUGCCGCCGCCAUUGAUAGGCGUAGAGGAAGAUCGCAAUCUCCUUCGUCUCGCACUAGUUCGAGGUCGAGCUCGAGGUCAUCCUCAUCUGAACGUGAAGGCAAAGAAAAGAAACACAGAGGCCGAAAGGUUGCCGCCGCCGCGGGCCUUGCUGCUGCCGGCCUUGCUGCAAAGCACCAUUUCGAUAAGAAGAGAUCCCAAUCCCGAAAUAGCGGAUCAGAAUCCGAUUCCUCUUCUGAUUCCUCCUCUUCCUCAUCCAGCAGAUCCGAAGCUGCACGCCGACAUUCACGCCACAAGAAGGAGGCGAUUGCAGCAGGCGCUGCCGCUGCCGCCCUUGCAGCAAAGGUUGCCCAUGAUAACAGGAAGAAGAGCAAGGAACGUGCGACUUCUGAAGACAACACCGGCAGUCCAUCCGGAAAGAAUGUUCGGAUCCAAAGUGCCCCGACAACACCGGGAACCGAGAAUGCACCGAACCGCCCAGGCUUUCCCGGCUUGUUGAACCCACAAGCGCCUCGGAUGGCCCCGCAAUUUAGCGUUGGCUCCGGCACGACCGAGGAGAUUCCGCGCGCCGAGAUCCCAAUGCCCGUUCCUCCCGGUGGAUACGGCCCCAGCGAUCCUGCAGCAAAUACAAACCGAUAUCCCUCUGCAACAGGAUAUGUCCCGCCUCCACAGCCUCAAUACACUGGAUAUGUCCCACCUCCCCAACCUCAGUACGUUCCCGCACCUAGAUCAAUUUUAAAGAAUGGUUCUACGAGCAAUUAG
Messenger RNA from Orbilia oligospora ATCC 24927, 2628 nucleotides. RefSeq lists its product as uncharacterized. NCBI's taxonomy places the organism in Eukaryota, Fungi, Ascomycota, Orbiliomycetes, Orbiliales, Orbiliaceae. The transcript has a single exon. The record is from RefSeq and is a predicted model, not a curated record. The coding region runs from base 1 to 2628 and encodes 875 amino acids.